Molecule: messenger RNA, 3773 nt
Organism: Syngnathus acus (greater pipefish)
Lineage: Eukaryota; Metazoa; Chordata; Actinopteri; Syngnathiformes; Syngnathidae
Exons: 4
Coding region: 528-2480 (650 amino acids)
Source: RefSeq, a predicted model, not a curated record
AAAAUGGGCCAUUCAUUGAAGGUGCACCUUAUCAUCCGGUGCACCUUAUAGUGCAGAAAAUACAGUACAUACAUUCUGUCCAUCUGUCUCCUAUUGAGAGUAAAGUACUUAUAACACAAUUUUGUGUCUGUCAUUUAUUGUCCUUAAACUGUGCAAAAAAAACUUCUUUCCAUGAAAAGUAGCACUUGGGGUUUUCUAAUGAUAUAACUGCCCUUAAUUGAACUUUGCAUCUGUUUUUCCCAAUGGAAGUGAAUGUGCGAGCAUUGUGAAACAAACACGGGGUCGCUCCAAAAUAGGAUUAGUAUUUCUUAAUCCGCAGCGGCAAUGAAGUAAGCCUCUUGUAUGUGUGUUGUCAUUAUGGUUUAUGCAUUUAGAGACUGAUUGCUGGUCAGCAUUGUGCACUGCAGAUGUGCAAACUGAGAAUGGUGGGAAGAGCGUUGAAGAUGUGUGACAUUUUGAGGGCCUCUUUGCUGUUUAAUAGUGGUUACUGAUUGUCUAGAGAUCAAAAGAGCCUGACUGUUGUCACCAUGGCAACAGUGUCCCUGCAAAAGCAAAAAGGUCCCUUAGACUCGCUCGACAAGCAGGAGUCUGCGGUGGACGCCUGCCUUGACCAAAAAGCCCCCAGGGGAGAGCCAGAAGAUGGCACUGAAGUGUUCCAGGGAUGCAAGGAUCAAGGCCAAAUUAGAGAGACCGUGACAGAAUGGGUACAAGCUCCCCAGCAGGCCGAGUCUCAUGAAGAACCCGAUGAGUUUAAGAUGAUGAUCAGACAAGGUGCUUUCUCCAGCUUGGAAGGAAAGGAGCUAGAGUUGCCCAGUGAUGAAGAUAUCAAGCCAGAUUGUUAUCAAAAUGUUCAACAAUCCUCAUCUUCAGCUACUUUGGCUGACGAAGAAGAAAAAGAAACCAACACGUGCAGUUCCAAGGGUUCGGUGUGUUCACACUGCACCGACUCAACCUCAAAUGUUAUUUCCUUAGACGGCCAGAAGGAGGUGCUAGUGUCUCAAGAGCAAAAUGAGCUCACCCCCAAGGGAGGGAACCAGGAAGCUGCUCAACAGGUGCUCGGCCAGAACUCUGCACCUUUGUCUGGCGUUGCCAUGGAGACACCCAAUCAGGGCGAGGUGGCUUCCAAAGGCUCCGUCUGCGUUGUCACAGUGAGAGAAAGGCAAGCAGACGGGGCAGGGGAAAGAGCAGAAGGGGAAAGCGAAACAGGAGAGCAGUACCACAAGUUGCUUGGACAGGAGCAAGGCAAACUACUGGUGCCAUCUAAAGAACUUGUCCAAACACAGGACGGGAAGAGAAACAAUAAGGACAUUGCUGAGUGUCGUAUCAAAAUGGAGAGCGACUCAAGUGACGAUAGUGGAUUAUCCGAAGACCUCUCCCCACGUAGCGCUUCGAACAUCCAAGAAACUAAGCCCAAAGACACCCCCAUCGAGAGGGAGAUCAAACGGGCCAUUGAGCGAGAACAUAGUUUAAGAAGAUCUCGGGGUCUUCCGAAUGCCUCCGCAGAGUACGUUGAGAUCCCCCUGAUGAAAACCAUUCUCAUCAACCAGACCGUCGCCGCCAAGUCGGAGAAAUUCCAUGGCGUGGACAGGGAACUGGCAGGAAAAAUCAUGCAACAUGAAAUCCACGAGGACGUCGGCCGCGAGCAAGAUCUGGUCAAGCUGGGGAAGGUUCUCGGUUUUUAUGAUAAGGGGACGGUUCGACAACUGAAAGAGAAGAAAGAGCUUUUUGAAGCCUUUCAAAACCGCAGGGAGUCAUCCCUGAGUAUGUCUGUUGGAAGAAGAACCAGUUCCUCCAGUUCAGACAGUCAGGAUGAGACCUCAUCACAGGCGUCAACUGUGAAACGAUCAGAGAGGAGACAGAGUAUAGAACCUCCGGGAGGUCCUUACGCGUCUUCAACUCCCAAAGGACCCGGUUUAUCCGAGGGAAUGUCUUGCCAGGUCAUCAUCAUGGAGAACAAGUCGAACGGCCCGGCAUUGAAGCACCUCCUCACCAAUGCAGAGGGACAUGAUCAAGAUGCAGAAGCUGCCUACAUCUUCCCAUCCUGUUCUGGACCUCCAAACAAUAUGGAGGUGGACACAGAUGAGAUGUUGCCCAAGGAGAACCCUUUCUUCAAGUUGCGAUCCCUCACUAAUGAUAUUAAGGUGGAGCGGGAUAUCCGGGAAGCUCAAGAGAGGGAGAAAGAACUACGCAAGCAGAGGAUCAACCUUUACGGGGGAGGAGGAAGUGAUGGGAGGCCGGUCGGCAUGGAUAGGAGCCUCCGAGCAUCUGGUCUGGAUUCUUCGGGGUCUGAUGGGAAUUACACCGCAGCUCAUCAAUCCGCUGGAAAACCCGGUAUGUGGCCCCCGCCGGACCAGGACCGCGGAGACCAAGUGAACCAGCAAAAAGUGGUGCGGGGCUCCCACAGCUCCAGACACAAGACCCCCUUGGUGCAUUUGUGGGAGACGGGACAAGUCAACGGACACAACCCGCACGAGCAAUGAUUAGGAGAAAGGUUGUGAAAAUGAGGAAAGGGUCAAGAUUGUCAUCAAACGGGGUGGGAAAAAUGACUUGAAACAAAUUGCACUUGUAGACGCUUUAAUCACAUUUAUUAGAAUAUUCUCUUGUAUUUAUCUGAAAUCAUAAAAAUAAAAACUAGGUCCUGAUCGACUCUGAAUCAACCAGAUAAUCUAUUUGGUCAAUAUUAGGUCUUUUAAAUCCAAAAAUAAUUCUGCCAAAAUGUUUGCUUCUUUUUAUUAACACGUAUGAAAAUUAUGACAAUCAAUUUAGCAACAUUUCCCACAAUGUUUUAUAGUCAAGCAAAUGUUGAAAGACAAUACAUUGUUAAAAAAAUAAGAAUGUAUAAAAGUAAACAUUUCUGUAAAUUGUUCUCUUUAUUAUUGUAAAAAAUGUUAUUUAAAUAUGGUGGGUUUUUUUUUUUUUUUCAAUCAGUCGAUCAGUUAUUGGAAUUUUAUUGUGUCAAAUCAGAAUCGAAAAAUCCAAAAAUCCUCAUUAAAACAAUCAAAGAGUUUAUCUUUUUAUGCCAUCUCACUUUAUAAUCCGUGCAAUCAAAUGUCAUCCAGUGCAACAUCCAUCCCAUAAAAUCCACCUUUUAGUGCUUAUGCAAGCUAGUUUUUAACGUAAUCGAGCUAGCACUGACGAGAUUUAGCAAAACAUGUUUCUAAUCUGAAUUUCUACCGCAAAUGUUGAGCUAAUGAAGUCCCUAUUGACUGAUUAAAAAAAAAAAAAAAAGUGAUUUAUGACUUUCUUUUUUCAUGUGAUCACAAAGUUGAUACUUUUCUAAUGAGUUUGUCAUAGUGGAACGAACAUCCCAGGAGUUAAUCCCAAAACCUGGAUUAUGGUGCAAUAAAAUCGGUCUGGAUUUUGCAGGUGAAUUAUGAGUCCAGAGUACACGUGAAUAAAACUAACUCUAUUGUACCACACCUUGACACCUUUUUGAGUCAAGCAGUAAAUGUUGAACUUUGGAAUGAAACUUGUUAAUAAGCAGCAGGUUGAAAUGACUUGACAUUUUCCACGCAGUGUUACUAUGGAUGGAUUUUUAAUUUGAUGGAUUUUGACAUGACUUCAUUUAACCGAUGGUAAUUAGAGUUGAGUGGCUGUGAAAGUUAAAAAAUAAAAUAAAAUAGCUCGUUUUGGUGACAAAAUCCCUCAGUACAAGAUGUGCCACUUGGUAAAGUUCACUGAGUGAUUUUCAGUGAGGCGUUAUUAUUGCCCAGCAGCCAACAAAACAAUUGGAAGGUGCAUCGGCCCCCGGCGUGUUCUUUCUUCCAUAGAGC